CCCAUCCCACUUUGGUGACACCCUCGCAGAUGAAAUGUGAGCCUGGGUGGCCAAGGAAGCCAGAGAAGCUGCCUCUUGCUCGCCAGAGCCAGCACCUUUGGGCGGGACAAAGAGCCCCAGCCGUAGCUCAGCCAGACCAGGACCACCGGCGCCCAGCUCGCACAGCCAGCAGGCUUCCUCAGUUCUCUGACUGGAGUCAUGGCCAGGAUUGCUCUGGACCCUGCUCUCGGGAGCACAGCCCUGUCCACCUGACCACACUGUACCCUCCACAUCACUGCUGGGGUUCCUAGCUGUCCCUUCACUCCACCCUCUGCCAGGUCUACCCGUCUGUCGGACAGAGCAGCUUGGGGCCACCAGCUUGGAUGGCCGCGCUGAGGCUGCCCCUGCGUCCUGGGGUCUUGCUUCCGAAGAUGGUCCUGCUCUUUGUCUACGCAGAGGAUUGCCUUGCUCAGUGUGGCAAAGACUGCAGAUCUUACUGCUGCGAUGGAAGUACACCCUACUGUUGUUCCUACUAUGCCUACAUUGGGAAUGUUCUCUCGGGUACUGCGAUUGCUGGCAUCGUGUUUGGAAUCGUGUUCAUCAUGGGGGUCGUUGCGGGGGUCGCCAUAUGCGUCUGCAUGUGCAUGAAGAAUAACAGGGCCACCCGCGUGGGCGUCAUCAGAACCGCCCACAUCAACGCCAUCUCCUCUUAUCCGGUGGCACCACCCCCCUAUACUAACGACCACGAGAUGGACUAUCGCGCAGACUUGCCUCCACCCUACUCUCCAACGCCACAAGCUUCAGCCCAGCGUUCCCCACCCCCUCCUUAUCCUGGAAACUCAAGGAAACCAUCCUCUUCCCACAACAGAAUAUGUGCCUAGCCAUUCUACCCAGAACCAAAUGCCUUAAUUUAGAAACAUGCAAAAAAAAAAAUGGUUGUCUACUGAUUAAGGACAGAUACUGUCUCAGGCAGCAUUGGAAGCCAGGGUUCCCGCCCUGCUCAGAGCUGACACUAGGUGGAGAAUUCUGCUGGGUUCUCUGCAGACACAUCGUAAGGGAUCCCACUCACCGCACAGUCAGAUUAAAGCAAUGCGCUCGGCGGGUCAGCUGAUACCCAUGCUGCUUUAAGACUAGCUAGAGGAAAUUUCAAUAUUAGAACCCCGAAUAAAAAGAAGAACAGAAGAUAGUCUGAUCUCCAUCAAGAAACAGGUAUGUUCCGGAUAGCUUUGGCAGAACAAGAAUUGUUCAGUAUUUCAUUUGCCCACAAAUAUGUAUGAAGCGCCUUAGAGUCUACUCCGUGCCUGGCACCAACAGCGGCACUGCACGGAAGAAACCGGAAGAGAACUUGGGUUUUAGCACAGGCAUUACCUCAUCUUGUCGCACUUUGCCCUUUAGCACUUUCCAGAUGUUGCAUUUUUUUUUUUUACAAAUUGAAGGUUUGUGGUAACUUCCUAUCUUCGUAUCAUAUUUGGUAAUUCUCACAAAAUCUCAAAUGUUUUCAUUGUUGUUAUUAUGUCUGCUAUGGUGAUCUGUGGUCGGGAACAGUUGAUACUGUUAAUAGUGGUCUUCUGUUUUGUUUCGAACUCUGCACCUAUAAGACAGUGAGCUUAGUACAUUGAUAAAUGUUGUAUGUACUUUGGGUGCUUCACUGGAAAACUUCUCCCUUCCCCUCCCUUUUCUGAGAGCAGUAUUGAAAUAAGGCCAGUUAAUAAGCCAACAAUGACCUCUAAGUGCUGAAGCUAAAAGAAAAGUCAUACAUCACUGGCUUUAAACUCAAAGCUGGAAAUAAUUCAUCUUGGUGAGGAAGGCGUGUUCAAAUCUGAGAUAGAUGGAAAGGCCGGCGUCUUAUACCAGUUCAUCCGCUAAGCUGUAAACACAAAUGGAGAUUUCCUGAAGGAAACUAAAACCGUCUCUCUCCGAGCGCAUGAAAAGAAAGAAAAGAGAAAGCUGAACCAUUGCUUAUAAGGAGGACUCUAGUGCUGUGGGUAGCAGAUCAAACAGCCACAUUCGCUUCAGGCAUAAAGCUUAAUCCAGAGUUAGGCUCCAACUCUCUUCAUCCUGCAAAGGCUGGCAGGGGCGGGCGAGACUGCUGUAAGAGAGGGGACUGAAGGAGCGGAGAUCAGUUCCCGAAGUUAAGGAGAGAAGCUGCCUCUUCAAUUCACAGCGGAAAGUGAAGCAGCAGGCACUGCUUUGUCGGCCUCGGCCUGCUAGCCCAAAGACCUACUUAGGAUCACCCCAUAAAGACGGCUGCAGUAAAUCUGCAUCGAGAUACAAAUAUAGGACCCUACUGUUGGAAGGCAUGCCCUUUAGAACUUCCACAGCCAGGGGAAAGAAGCCAUCCUGACUCCAAAGCCUCCAAAGACAGGCUGGCUUUCUUGUUAGUAUAUAUGACACAAAUGGUGACUUUCAGAUGAAGCCAAUAUUCAGUGUUCGUUUACUGCUCAAAACUCCUAGCACUCUUAAGAAUAUACUAAGUCUACUCUGUCUGUAAUCUAUAAUUAGAGCAAUCAAGUCAAUUUUCAAUGUAGUUUGGUGAAUAUUUUAAGUCAAGUGUUGGGACCUACUGCUCAGGGGAAAACAAGGUUUCUUUCAACAUUGUAUUGCUCAUUGACAGUACACUGACCAUCCAAGAGCUCAGAUGGAGAUGUAUGAAGAGACAAAGAUAGUUUUUAUAUUUACUUAUGUUCCAACCCACUCUGUGUCCCAUGGAUAACAUAAACUUCAAGCCUUAUAUAUGAUAAAGCCUUUUAUACAGUCAUAGCUGACAUAGAAAUGAGGUCUUCUGGAUGCUUGACAAAAUAAAUUAGAGGCAUCCUGGAAAGAACUCACCAUUGUAGAAGCCAUUAAAAACAUCCAUGAUUCAUGAAAAGAGGUCAGGAUAUCAAUAUUAAUAUUCUCCUGGAAGAAGCUGAUUUCAACCCUUGUGCAAAAUUCUGGUGGUUUUAAGACUUUGGUGGAGUAAGUACCUACACAUAUGAUAGAACCAUGAGGGAACUAGAUGGAACUUGAAGAUGUAACUCAGUCAGACCUCAUAGUAUCACUACCGAUGAACAAUGGCUUCCUAUGGGUGAGCAGUGAAAAGUGGUUUCUUCGGCUGAAAUAUACUCCUGGAGAAAGGUGCUGGAGACAGAAAUGAGAUGAUUGCAAAGGGUUUAUUUUCAAGUUAUUUGAUAAGCCAGCAGCAGGAUUAGAAAUAACUACAAACUUAAUGAAGACACACUGUUUAUUAAAAGCUACCAAACAGCAUCACGUGCUACAAAUAGCCCUUUGGUGAGAAGUUUCAAGCAUACAGCAGGCUUCACUGCACUUUUUAAGGAUCUAACAGCCUUCCAGCUUCAGCAGCCACUAGCCUAAUCUCUGAGCAGCUCUCACCUCUCCACCAACAAAAAGAUCUGGACCCGCUGAAAGCUUGGGUGCUAGUUGGUGUUUUUUAGCAAUAAAAUAUUUUUAAUACGGUUAUAUACAUUGCUUUGAAGAAACUUAAUACACAGCAGUACAGUGUAAACAUAGCUUCUAUGUGCACUGGGAAACCAAAAAGUAUUCAUGUCAUUCUCUUGUGAAAUUUUCCUUAUAAGAAAGACAAGCAGUUUCCCAGAGGACAUGGAAGAUGUGUUACUGAUAGCAAGUAGGAGAUCAAACCCAUGCCAUCUCUAAGAUAUAUCUGUAAAAACAAACAACAAACAAAAAGCCAGUUGCAGCAUCGUUGUUGACUAGAUAGCUUCACUGUCAAGACUCCAAACAAGAUUUAUAUGCAGUAAGGAAAUAUUCUAGAAAGGAUAGUCAAAAUGAAUAGCAGAUUAGUCCUUUUAGCUUCAAUUUUUUCCUGUUUUAGGUUUGCGUGAAAUGGCCAGCUGUGUCUCGUUAUUCAUUAAUUUGAUUAUUUAAACAAAAUCAAAGGUGCUCAACAGGUUCUGGGAGCUAAAAUCUCCUUAGUUAUUACUAACCCCUCCUAAAAACCACUUGGCUUUAGGCACUGGUGUAAUGAAAAUUGCUCCAACUGUGGAAUAAAAGGUGAGAAACCAUAUUCCCAGGAAUUUUAUAUCAGUAAUAAAAUGCCAGAAUUUGACCAUAUACAACAGACUUUUUGAAAGGUGGAGAUAAAAUUUGAUUUCUUUCUAUAGAAAUAUGCUCAAAUAUGAUAGCCAUUUUUUUACAUUUUAUAAACUUUAAAUAAUCUAUUCUUUUAGAAAAAAUCAUAUAAUUAAUGGGAAAGGUAAGGAGGCACACUGUUAUCUUUUACCCAAGUAGAGAUUCUUAUGAAGUGCUUACCUUCAAAUAUAAAAGCAGUCAAUAAAUAUUUCAAACCUGCCAUAGUCUACAGCAAGUGGCCUUAACAUUUUUCCUUUUAUGUGGGUCCUUUUGUGUACUUUUGAACUGUUUGCUGAACACAGGGGUUAAAUGAUGAGACCUUUAUGUCACUUUAACAAGGAACCUAAAACAGUCAAUGCAGUAUCAUGAUUAUAAUUCAGUGACAUCCCAAAAUGACACUAAGAAACUUGGUAAAUAACCAGAAGAAAUACCUUACAGUAUAAGUUGUAGAAUCUGCCCUUGCAGUUGGGAAACAAUAUGAGUGAGUAGUGACUUUUAUUGUAACAGAUAUCUGCAUUAGAAAUGUGUUGAUCUGACUGAAUAUGGUCUUCAGUGAGGUAUUAAGGCUAGAUUGGUUUUGAAUGACUUGCUUGGCUUGGGAGAGGAUAACCUUAGGAAGACUUGAAACCUUCAGGGGUUCCUGGCUGUUCAAGUAUGUGGCUCCCUGCCUCGCAUGAAGUAUUAGCACAGUGUUGACUGUGCACAGGCUUUGAUUUAUUUUUCAUCUGCAAAUCUGAUUAGUCUCUACUACUCUACAGCUAUUAUUCACAAUGCCAAAGUCUCUGGGGUUUGAUAAUCUUGCUUGCAAAUGCACUACACAUUCCUAAUUUUUAAAAAAAUGGAGAGGCAAGUUGUUUGAAAUGGAACACUCACCUUUGCACUAAUAUAGACCCACCAUGUGCAUCCUAUGUUCUAGAAAUACUACCUGCCAGGGAACCAUUUCUACCCACAUCAUCUCUCUUUGAGUUGUUUAUGACUUCCCCUAGUGUAUAGCACAAACCUAUACAUUUACAAUACAGGAAGGGUUUUACUGUUUUUAUUUAAUGUCAUAACAUAAGUGAAUAUAUCAUAGAUGUUUAAAGUUCACUGAUUUAUAUUGGAGAAAAACAGUAUUUGAUGUAAAAAUUUGGAUUAUUGCUAUUUAAAAACUAACAUUUACUAUGGCUAAAUUUUCUAUAAUAAAGAAUAAAAUGAGAGAACUUAUAACAAAACUGCACUAUAACUGUCUUGUGCCAUUAUUCUCCUGUUCUAUUUCUGCUGACUUAGCCUUUUUUCUCUGCACGAGAAAUAGGUCUGGAGCCACACUGACUUUUUAAUCCUGUCCCUCACUUGACUUGAGGAAGGCUAUUUUAUCACUGGUAGCUAAAUUUCUACUCUAUGAAAUAUGAAUGAUGUAAUAGGCCUCAAUGAGUUUUCUGAAAACUGGAUGAAUAUAUGCAAAAAUUCUAACUUGGAGUCUGAGACUUGGAAAAUAUCCUAUCCAUAUGAGCCCAAAUUAAAAUUUAAAACUAUGCAAUAAAAUUACAGCCUCUA
Mesocricetus auratus (golden hamster) is the source of this 5601-nucleotide messenger RNA. It is a transcript of the gene Cyyr1, whose product is annotated as cysteine and tyrosine rich 1. NCBI's taxonomy places the organism in Eukaryota, Metazoa, Chordata, Mammalia, Rodentia, Cricetidae. The coding region runs from base 363 to 860 and encodes 165 amino acids. The transcript is spliced from 4 exons. The record is from RefSeq and is a predicted model, not a curated record.